Molecule: messenger RNA, 2184 nt
Organism: Paramormyrops kingsleyae
Lineage: Eukaryota; Metazoa; Chordata; Actinopteri; Osteoglossiformes; Mormyridae
Product: actin related protein 3
Source: RefSeq, a predicted model, not a curated record
AACUUCACUGUGGGGGUUCAAGGUUCCGCCUUUACGUUCUCCAUAGUUUCUCUACAGCUGUGAGGAUAGUAUAUAUAUUUUAUCUAUCUAUACUUUUUUAUAACCAGGGAUCAAUAAAGAGGUAUAUUAUUUUAACUGAAACGUGAGAUAUGGCUGGACGGUUACCUGCUUGCGUAGUCGAUUGUGGCACAGGAUACACAAAACUUGGAUAUGCUGGCAACACAGAACCACAAUUUAUUGUUCCGUCAUGUAUCGCCAUCAAAGAGUCAGCCAAAGUGGGAGACCAGGCCCAGCGCAGAAUGAUGAAGGGAGUGGAUGAUUUGGACUUCUUUAUUGGUGAUGAGGCCAUAGACAAACCAAACUAUGCAACAAAGUGGCCAAUUCGUCAUGGCAUCGUGGAAGACUGGGACCUGAUGGAAAGAUUCAUGGAACAAGUCAUUUUCAAGUACCUGAGAGCAGAACCUGAAGACCAUUACUUCCUCUUGACGGAACCUCCUUUAAACACACCUGAAAACCGGGAGUACACAGCAGAGAUAAUGUUUGAGUCUUUUAAUGUUCCAGGACUCUACAUUGCUGUUCAGGCUGUUCUCGCUUUGGCAGCCUCCUGGACGUCUAGACAAGUGGGGGAGAGAACACUGACUGGGACAGUCAUAGACAGUGGUGAUGGCGUGACCCAUGUUAUCCCUGUGGCAGAGGGGUAUGUGAUUGGAAGCUGUAUAAAACACAUACCCAUUGCUGGACGGGACAUCACAUACUUCACCCAACAGCUCCUAAGGGAAAGGGAGGCGGGAAUUCCUCCUGAGCAGUCCUUGGAGACAGCUAAAGCCGUCAAGGAACGAUUCAGUUAUGUGUGUCCAGAUUUAGUAAAGGAAUUCAACAAAUAUGACACAGAUGGGUCCAAAUGGAUGAAACAGUACACUGGCAUCAACUCCAUUAGCAAGAAGGAGUUCACCAUUGAUGUGGGUUAUGAACGCUUCUUGGGCCCAGAGAUCUUCUUCCAUCCAGAGUUUUCUAACCCUGACUUCACCCAGCCCAUUUCUGAGGUUGUGGAUGAAGUAAUUCAGAACUGUCCCAUUGAUGUCAGACGUCCUCUUUAUAAAAACAUUGUCCUUUCUGGUGGCUCAACUAUGUUCAGGGAUUUUGGCCGUCGGCUGCAGCGAGAUUUGAAGAGGACAGUCGAUGCUCGAUUAAAAAUGAGUGAAGAGCUUAGCGGUGGGAAGAUAAAACCAAAACCAAUUGAUGUGCAAGUACUAACCCAUCAUAUGCAGAGAUAUGCCGUUUGGUUUGGAGGAUCUAUGUUAGCUUCAACUCCGGAGUUUUAUCAAGUCUGCCACACCAAAAAGGACUAUGAGGAAAUCGGGCCCAGUAUUUGCCGCCAUAAUCCUGUGUUUGGAGUCAUGUCUUAAGUGCUGACCUUUGCACUUGUAUGCUUUGGUUGGGUGUAUCUGAAUGGGUCACUUUUGUUUAAAAGAAUAUUAUUAUAUGAAUUAUGAAACAAAUACAGCCCAUAUGCAUUAAAGCUUUAAAAUUGUACCUUUUUUAAUGUUUCUAAGCAAAAAAAAAAAAGUUUUUUUUUCUUUUAUAUUUUCAGAGCAAUGUGUGGAAUAACAAGAAUGAUAAAAUUGUUGAUAAUUUGUAAACCUUAUGGUUAUAGGUUUUGGAUAUAGUUCGGAAUGUUAUAUGCCCAAAUUUUUGUGUUGUUAUCCAGAUUGUUGCAUAUGAAUAUAUUUUGACAUCUGUCUUGUUUAUAUCUGAAUGAAAUGUACAAAAAAAUCUUGUUUAUAUUUCUUAAGUUUCAUAUGUAAAGCUGGGUGAUUUCAGGAAUUAUAAUAUAAUGUCAACAAAGUAACACUGUUAACCUGACUUGAACAUUUAUUUUUCUUUUAUGACUGUGGAGUAGCUGUUAGUCACCCUUUCUCUGUACUCUUGUCCCUGCUUAAGAGCUUUCCUUAAAGGCAAUAUUAUUGAUAAUUUAUAAUUGGUAUUACAUAACAGUGACAAUAAUAAUGAUUUGAAUUGUUGGACCGGCAUUUUCUUAAAGGUGCAGAAUAAAUAUUGUGCACUUAAUUUCUCACAGCAUUGCAAAACUGGAACACACAUUUUCUACCUGUUUAUAAAAUUGUUUUUCUCUUUCCACCACUAUUGUCACUUUGGAGAAAAAAAUAAACUGCAACUGUAAACACA